AUGCCUCUCACCCCUCACUGGAGGCUCGAUGAACUCAACCGACGCCUGAUAUUCCAACCGCGAGACGACCUUGGAUACCCAGUCACGGAUCUCGACGCACGCAGCCGGAUCCUGGCAGACUAUCUCCAGGACGUUCGCGAACGCCACAUCUUUGGCGUCCUUGAUGGUUGGCGGAACGAGCUGUAUCCCAUAUACGGCCCGAAGAGGGAGCUGUUGCUCAGCAUGGAGCGUUCGGCGACACCUCUGUUCGGAGUCGUCACCUAUGGUGUGCACAUGACUGGCUAUGUCAUGACAGGCGAGGGUAUGAAGAUAUGGACGCCUCGGAGGGCCUUGACGAAACAGACUUAUCCGGGCAUGAUGGACAACACGGUCGCUGGAGGGUUGACCAUUGGAGAAAAGCCCUUUGAGUGCUUGAUCAGAGAAUGCGAGGAGGAAGCUUCAUUGCCCGCAGACUUGGUGCGCACGGCGGCUCAGGCUUGUGGAACCUUGACAUAUUUCCAUGUCCGAGACGCGAGAGCCGGAGGAGAGACGGGACUCUGUCAGCCCGAGUGUCAGUACAUCUAUGACCUCAAGAUGCCGCCGGACGUCAUACCCAAACCAGGCGACGACGAGGCUAUCGAUUUCCAGCUUUUGACAGUUGACGAGGUCCGGCGAGCGAUGGCGGAGGGUAGAUUCAAGCCGAAUUGUGCGCAUUUGCUCUUGGAGUUCCUAGUCAGGCAUGGAUUCUUGACCGCCGAGAACGAACCUGACUACAUUGAAAUAGUCGCCAGAUUCCAUAGAAGGCUGGAGUUCCCAACUCCGUAG
Molecule: messenger RNA, 804 nt
Organism: Cladophialophora bantiana CBS 173.52
Lineage: Eukaryota; Fungi; Ascomycota; Eurotiomycetes; Chaetothyriales; Herpotrichiellaceae
Exons: 1
Coding region: 1-804 (267 amino acids)
Molecular function (GO): 8-oxo-dGDP phosphatase activity
Source: RefSeq, a predicted model, not a curated record